AUGAUCUCAUGGACGAUGCAAUCUGGUGACCCAUCAGUGUUCUCUAUUGAGCUAGUGCUCAUCAACCAAUCCUUCCACAGCCAGUAUGCUAUCACCAGAUCUCUCAGCCUCACUCUUCCUCAGAUCUCUGCUCAGCACUUAGUGCAUUUAGAUCUUUUUGUUGGUUGGUUUCUCAUGCUAAUGGAUUGCUUGUUCUGCAGGGAUGGCUACACAACUGAACUCAUGAAUAUCUCCAACAUCAAUGACAUCUAUGCUCAAACCAGCACUUUCUCCAUCUCAGAACCAGUCAGCUCAUCAGCCUCCACAUUGUCAACAGGCUCUGCCAGUGAGAGCAGUAGUGCCAGUGCCAGUGUCAGUGCCAGUGUCAGUGCCAGUGGAUUAGCCUCAGUUUCCAGCUCCGCAUCAGGCUCUGUCUCUCCCACUGCAUCUGGGUUCAUCUCCCAUGCAAGCUCAGCCUCUGCCUCAGCAUCAGGCUCCUCCACCUAUGCGUUCUCCACCUCCCCCUCCACCUCUUCAGCCACUGCUACUGCUUCCACCUCUGCAUUCAAUGCUGCCUUGCAUGUGCAGAUUGGAGGUGCUGGUGUCUUCACUGCUGUCUUGGCAUGGGUCAUCGCUCUCUAA
Messenger RNA from Desarmillaria tabescens, 621 nucleotides. RefSeq lists its product as uncharacterized. The transcript has 2 exons. The record is from RefSeq and is a predicted model, not a curated record. NCBI's taxonomy places the organism in Eukaryota, Fungi, Basidiomycota, Agaricomycetes, Agaricales, Physalacriaceae. The coding region runs from base 1 to 621 and encodes 206 amino acids.